UAAGUGCCGGUGAGUCGCCCGUGCGCUCCCCCAGGCACGGUCGCUGCACCUGUCCCGGGGCUUGCGGGGCCGUCACCCUAGGCCCUGCCCCACUCUCAGCCCCUGCCGACGUAGGGUGCCAUCCUUGGCAGGAACAGCACAAUGGAAGUUCUGCGUCCAACACUUAUAAGGAUUGGAGGGCGCAUUUAUAGGAAAAAUAAUAUUCGACAGCAGACCUAUCCAAAUGAAGAAGAGGAUGAUUUCUGUGCAGGCCCUGGGGAUCCUACAGAUGAGCCUUGUGAUGCCUUCAUGGUGGAAGAGACUGAGAGAGGUUUCCAGUGUACAGUGGAGGUUCCCAGCCUGCUAUACAAAUAUAUCAUUGGAAAAAAAGGAGAAACCAGGAAGAGACUGGAAACAGAGACUCGAACUUCUAUCAGCAUUCCCAAGCCUGGAAUGGAAGGACAAAUUGUGAUUACUGGACAACAGCGUAGUGGUGUCAUUUCAGCCCGAACACGGAUUGAUGUUCUUGCUGAGAGUUUCCGCAAGAAGCAGCCAUUCACACACUUCCUGUCCUUUGCUCUCAACCAGCCUGCGAUUCAGGAAAAAUUUCUACAGUUCAAGGAGGAAGUAUUGGAGAAAUGCUCCAAGGAUCAUGGAGUCAAUAGCAGUCUGUUCCAGAACCCAGCAAAGCUCCAUCUUACUAUUGGGACACUAGUGCUCCUGAAUGAGCAGGAAACCCGGAAGGCAUGUGAACUGCUGCAGAGAAGUAAAGAGGACUUUAUUGACAAAACUGUUGGAGGCAAAUCCCUGACUGUGGAGGUGGCAGGGUUAGAAUACAUGAAUGAUGAUCCUGCCAUGAUCGACGUUCUUUAUGCAAAAGUUCACAUGAAGGAUGGAUCAGACAAAUUACAGCUAAUAGCUGAUAGACUCAUGGAGCAGUUUGUGACCUCUGGGCUGAUGAUGAAGGAGUGGGAUAGGGUGAAACUCCAUGCUACUAUCAUGAAUACUCUCUUCAGGAAAGACACAAAUGUUGAACAGCAAAAUAAUGCAACUACAGGCAAAUCAUCUUUCAAGGAACGGGAGACGUUUGAUGGCCGAAAUAUACUGAAGACAGACUUGCUAGGAACAGCAGGGGGACAACACAGAGCUAAGAAGAAGUUGCAGAUCUGUUUGGGUGUCCCAAGUGGAAAAAGAAACCAUUCAUCCUUUUUUGUAGACCUCUGCCCUGGAGUGGACUUUGAAAAAGCUGUGGGUGGAUUAAAAAUUAAUGAAUGGAUUGCUUUAUGCUGUUAGUUCAGAUUUUAGAGGGAUUGUAUUCGUUUUAAGAAAUGCCACUGGAUCUUCUCUGCAAUUUAGUGAGCUGGCUAAUGUAUUGGUGUUGUUUAAAGGGAAAUGCGUCCCUAACCUCCUGCUACUUUUCAGAGAUAGGAGAGUUUUUUAAUUUCAUCUAAGUUUAGAUUUUUCUAGUUUUAAACGCUACCCCUAUCACUGAGCUCCUGUACCUCUCUAACCUGGCACUGCUUGAGGUGUCCCCAGAGAGGGGGGAAGGUCUGGUGGAUAUACAGUUCUGAACAGAAUUUCUGUUCUCCCAGCUUCUCUGAAAAUUAAUAUGGGACCGAACCUUCUGCACUGACCAGCCAGAAGCUUUGGUGAAAUCUGGGAUUGGUAAACAUCUUGCCCUGCCCUUCCCCCCCACCCCAUCCCAAACACGCACACACAACCCUCGCAUGCUCUUGAGGAUGGUGAACUUCCACACAAGAUCAGGGCUGGUGCAACCAUUUAGGCAGACUAGGCGGUUGCCUAGGGCGCCAAGAUAUGGGGGGGGGCCAAAAAGCGGUGCCCCCCAAUUUUUUUUUAAUUGGUUGAGCAGGCACUGCUGCUGGGACAGAGAGGGAGUCUGAGCUG
Molecule: messenger RNA, 1884 nt
Organism: Gopherus flavomarginatus (Mexican gopher tortoise)
Lineage: Eukaryota; Metazoa; Chordata; Testudines; Testudinidae
Gene: ASCC1
Product: activating signal cointegrator 1 complex subunit 1
Exons: 11
Coding region: 142-1272 (376 amino acids)
Biological process (GO): regulation of DNA-templated transcription; DNA alkylation repair
Cellular component (GO): nucleus
Molecular function (GO): RNA binding
Source: RefSeq, a predicted model, not a curated record